UAUAAGCUCUACAAAGAUUACUUGCAAGAUCCCAAAUCAGCUCCGGAGCCGCCCUCUCCGAUUUAAGGGACAUGCAUUUGUUAUGACUGAUGACAUUCUUCCGAGCUUGGAAGAUCAGGGAGUGCAUCAACUGUAUCCAAAAGGCCCAAACAUUGAUUUUAAGAAGGAACUGAGGUCACUUAACAGAGAAUUGCAGCUGCACAUUUUGGAGCUGGCUGAUAUUCUUGUAGAGAGACCAUCACAGUACGCGAGGAGAGUGGAAGAUAUAUCUCUUAUCUUCAAGAACUUGCAUCAUCUUCUCAACUCAUUGCGUCCUCAUCAAGAGGAGAGAAGAAGCACGAAGACUUCUCAAGGAGUCUAUUGGAACGUUGGAGGACACCGACGCAUCUUUUGUGCUAAAGUAAGGGCGUGUGCUCAUGUUCGUUCUGCCACCGAUUGAAGCCUCUUGGAGAGUUGCAUCUCAAUACCUUCAUCAUGCUUCAUGUAUUAGAAAAAUUAUAGGUUCAAUUGUCAUUGUAAUCAGAGUAAAAGCAAUUUGAUAGCGUGCA
Molecule: messenger RNA, 548 nt
Organism: Prunus dulcis (almond)
Lineage: Eukaryota; Viridiplantae; Streptophyta; Magnoliopsida; Rosales; Rosaceae
Product: mediator of RNA polymerase II transcription subunit 7b-like
Exons: 4
Coding region: 83-439 (118 amino acids)
Biological process (GO): regulation of transcription by RNA polymerase II
Cellular component (GO): core mediator complex; mediator complex
Molecular function (GO): transcription coregulator activity
Source: RefSeq, a predicted model, not a curated record